This is a messenger RNA of Bombina bombina (fire-bellied toad), 3944 nucleotides long. It is a transcript of the gene LOXL2, whose product is annotated as lysyl oxidase like 2. Bases 150 to 2453 code for a protein of 767 amino acids. Gene Ontology annotation, molecular function: copper ion binding; protein-lysine 6-oxidase activity. Gene Ontology annotation, biological process: peptidyl-lysine oxidation. NCBI's taxonomy places the organism in Eukaryota, Metazoa, Chordata, Amphibia, Anura, Bombinatoridae. The transcript is spliced from 14 exons. Gene Ontology annotation, cellular component: membrane. The record is from RefSeq and is a predicted model, not a curated record.
GUUGCUGUGUGUUCAAAAGUGUGCAGGGAACAGAGGCAGUGAAAGGAGCCAGAGGGACCUGAGGCCGGAGGUCUUCAUUAGGAAAGACACGGACCCUUCCUAUUGAACUGAUAGAAGAACCACUAUAAGGAGUUAUAACUCUGUAAAAUAUGGUGCUGUUUGGAUUAUUCCUCUUCCUCAUCCUCACGGAACCAUGUUUUGGACAGUAUGAGCACUGGCUGUACUAUCCUGAGUAUUCUGAACCACAAGCACCGGAGCCGCCGCCCACUCAGCCUCCUGCCAAUGUGCCCAAGAUCCAUUUGAGGUUGGCAGGAGAGAAGCGCAAGCACAACGAGGGGAGAGUAGAGGUUUUCUAUAAAGAUGAGUGGGGCACCAUCUGUGAUGACGAUUUCUCCAUUUAUGCUGCCCAUGUGGUCUGUAGAGAGCUGGGCUUCCAGGAGGCGGUGUCAUGGUCACCCAGCUCCAAGUAUGGCAAGGGAGAUGGCAAAAUAUGGCUGGAUAACGUCAACUGUAAUGGAAAAGAGAAAAGCAUUGCCGCGUGCAGCUCCAAUGGAUGGGGGGUAUCAGACUGCAAGCACAGUGAGGAUGUGGGGGUGCAGUGUAGUGACCGCAGAAUACCCGGAUUUAAAUUCGACAAUGAGUUGGUGGGACGGCUGGAGGAGCUUAAUAUUCAGGUGGAGGAUGUAAGGAUCCGAGCCAUCCUGUCUUCGUAUCGCAAGCGAGUGCCAGUGACAGAAGGUUACGUAGAGGUAAAGGAGGAUGGUACUUGGAAGCAGGUUUGCAACACAUACUGGAGCAGCAAAAACAGCCGAGUAAUUUGUGGAAUGUUUGGCUUUCCCAGCGAGAGGAAAUAUAAUGUCAAGGUGUACAAGAUGUUUGCAGAACGCAGGAAGCACACGUACUGGCAAUACUCGGCUAAUUGUACAGGGAGGGAGACCCAUAUCUCCUCCUGCAGUGUUGGAAAAAAGCUUUCCCCAGAACCUAAUUCUAACACAGUCUGCGAGGAAGGUUCCCCAGCAGUGGUCAGCUGUGUUCCGGGAAGAGCCUUUGCUCCAAGUCCUGCUACUGGCUUCAGAAAGGCAUUCCGUCAGGAGCAGCCACUGGUGCGCCUGAGGGGUGGAGCCAACACCGGGGAGGGCCGAGUGGAAGUGCUAAAGAAUGGAGAGUGGGGUACAAUUUGUCAUGAUCAGUGGAACUUAGUGACUGCCAGCGUGGUCUGCAGGGAACUGGGGUUUGGCAGUGCCAAGGAAGCCCUGGCAGGGGCACAGAUGGGUCAAGGUAUGGGUCAUAUUCACUUGAGCCAGAUUCGGUGUAAUGGAAAUGAGAAGUCAAUUAUAGAUUGCAGUUUCAAUUCUAAUUCCCAUGGGUGCAAUCACGAGGAGGAUGCAGCUGUUAAGUGCAAUGUGCCAGCCAUGGGUUUCCAGAACCAGGUGCGCCUGAGUGGAGGGCGUAAUCCCCGAGAGGGGAGGGUGGAAGUUCUGAUGGAACGUAAUGGAACCCUGAAGUGGGGAACAGUGUGCAGUGAAAACUGGGGUACAGUAGAGGCCAUGAUUGUGUGCCGACAGCUGGGACUGGGAUUUGCCAGCCAUGCUUUUCAGGAGACCUGGUAUUGGCAGGGCGAUGUUACUGCAGAUGAUGUUAUUCUAAGUGGAGUGAAGUGCUCUGGCACAGAGAUGUCAUUGUCACACUGCAGACAUGAUGGAGCACUUGUCAACUGCCCUAAAGGAGGAGGACGAUUUGCUGCAGGAGUGUCCUGUACAGAAACUGCCCCAGAUCUAGUCCUCAAUGCCCCUCUUGUGGAGCAGACCACUUAUCUUGAGGAUCGACCCAUGUUUAUGCUUCAGUGUGCCCAUGAGGAGGAAUGCCUCUCUUCUUCUGCAGUCAACACCAGUCCCACUUCUGGCUAUCGCCGCCUCCUGCGCUUUAGUUCCCAGAUACACAACAACGGACAAGCAGACUUUCGCCCCAAGAAUGGACGUCAUUCUUGGAUAUGGCACGAGUGCCACCGGCAUUACCACAGCAUGGAAGUUUUUACUCAUUAUGAUCUGCUAAGUUUGAACGGCACUAAAGUUGCUGAGGGUCACAAGGCCAGUUUUUGUCUGGAGGAUUCUGAGUGUGAAUCAGAAACAAUGAAGCGCUAUGUUUGUGCUAACUUUGGGGAGCAAGGGAUCAGCGUUGGCUGCUGGGAUAUCUACAGACAUGAUAUUGACUGUCAGUGGAUUGAUAUCACAGACGUAGCUCCAGGAGAUUACUUCUUUCAGAUUAUUAUUAAUCCCAACCAGGAGGUGGCAGAGUCAGACUACACAAAUAAUAACAUGAAGUGUCGAUGUCGAUAUGAUGGUCAACGGAUAUGGAUGUACAACUGCCAUAUAGGCGGAUCUUACAGCACAGAGACAGAGGAGAGGUUUGAGCAGUACGCAGGCCUUCUGAACAACCAGCUUUCCACGCGAUAGAGUCCUCAGGAGAUGAAACGCAUCCUAUCAUUACUGGAGAGUGCAUUGACACAAUAUGACUCAGCCAACAGGCUUAGGGGAAAACAGUUAAAAACCACUGCCUUAUGGUAUAAACCCUUUCCAAGUACCACAAGGCAAAAAUGUGCGGGUGCAGCUUAAAGCCAAUUUACCUUUCCUGAUAAUAUAUUUAAAAAACAAAUUAUUUUUAAUGUUUUAUACUGCCUAAGGACACCCCAGCCUUUUUUCCCCACAAUGAUGCUCAGAGUGUUUUUUUGGCCACAUAACUGUCACAGAGCAAGAACGUCUACCAAGUGGUCUAGUACAGAACGUGCAGAUUUGACUUGAUAUUGUAUAUAAGUAAUCUGCAUCUCUAGAAUUUCUCCAGGGAAACAUUAAAGAAAACUAUGCAAAUACUCAGAUACAGCUGUAAUGGUGGAUUGGACAUCUGUCUUCAGCAAUCCAGAUGAGCAGAUGUUAUUUAAGCUAUGGAAUGGAUAGAUUUAUGGCCACUGAAAUUCAACUGUUUAAGUUUUUUAUGACCUUCUCACAGUAUUAGAGUCUGCACUUCCAGAGCUACCCUUGCAUACUGCUUCUACGUUGCUCCUAAUCUUGACCCACCCACCCUGAUUUUGUAUUGCACUCCCUCCAAAUCCUUAGUCCUGCACUUUUUAUUAUAAGUGCCUACACAGUAUUCUUACUCACUGGGUAUUAUGGUGCUAUUUAUACCCCCUCCUGCCAGUGAGACCACCAUCAUUUGUUUGUAAUACUGAUUAUUGUUAUAAGCAAUAUUUUAAAUAUGCCAAAGAUUAUGUUUUCUUUGUUCUCCAGCGACGUGUCUAGUAUGAUUUUGCAGAGCCAGUUAGAAAAGAAAUGUAUCUUUGUACAAUGUCAUGCAAAACAGAUACCCCGAGUGUGUCAGGCGUUCAGAUAAAUAUGUACACUGCAUGGGUAUAUGUCAAUAGUCUGUAUACAUUCUACUGUAUAGAUACCCUGCCGUUUGUACACAUUUUCCUAUGCAGGAGAUGAUGAAAUAUGUUCAUCUUCUGCAUGGCAAUCAUUCUGUAAAACGUAUAUUGUUACCUGCAUGGGGAACAAAUUCUACAGCUAAUUUUUUAAGAUUUUGUUUUUCUUUGAACACAGCAUUCCGCCUUCUCUUUUUGUGUGUAUACCAGACCAGCAAGCAGGCAAGCUGCUGAGUAUUAUUUUCUGUAUAUGUCUAGAAAUAAAUUAUAACUUAUUACCAUUUUACAAAAUGCUGCUUAACUUCUUCCUUGUGGCGCUGCUUGUGUUCAUACUACUGAAACACAAUGCACCAUCACAGCUGGGAUGACGUUAAGGAAUAAUGCAGGUGCUGGGUGUGCGUUUUGGUCAAAGGAUCCUGUUUUAUAAGGUCUGUUGCCUUACCACUCAGUGCCUGACUUAUACUUGAAUCAAAGCCUCCAUGUUUUCCCUCCAAUGUUAUUAUUUGGGAAAUAAAAAUGUUUGCCAGCA